AUGAAGGCAUCUACCACAUUCGCCACGGCUUCCGCCUUCCUACUGUCGACUGCUGUUGCUCAGUCACAGUACACGAUCGAUCCCAACUCGGUCGUGAACACCACAAGAGCAUACUGGUGCACACAGGAGCAGGCACAAUGCCCACUCAUCUGCCUCCAAACCAACAGCCAAGCCGACACAAUCGCCAAUGACUGCAACCCGACCAGCCUGACCUACUCCUGCGUCUGCAGCAACGGCAUGUCACCCAACAUCUCCGAAUACACUCAGACCCUCCCAUUCUUCAUCUGCCAAGAGUGGGGUAACCAGUGCGUCUCCAACUGCAACGGUGACAGCAUCUGCCAGAGCAACUGCCGCUCUCAGCAUCCAUGUGGUGCUCAGAACCCGGUCAGGCAGAACACGAGCACGUUGAGCAGCACCAUGAGCCAGACUGGCAGCGCGACGGGUGCGGGUGCGAGUACAACGCCUAGCAACGGUGUAUACAGUGGUUUCGGUGGUGGCAGUGCGGCUUCUAGCACUGGUGGCGGAUCGGGUGGUAGCUCUGCUACUGCUGCUGCUGCCGCUGCCACGAGCAAGGCUGGUGCUGCUAGCAUUCGUGCUGCUGCGCUCAAUGUCGGUCAGACCUUUGGUCUGCUCGGUGUCGCUGGCGUUCUUUUUGGCGGCUUCGCCAUCCUGCUCUAA
Messenger RNA from Recurvomyces mirabilis, 678 nucleotides. RefSeq lists its product as uncharacterized. The transcript has 2 exons. The record is from RefSeq and is a predicted model, not a curated record. Lineage: Eukaryota; Fungi; Ascomycota; Dothideomycetes; Mycosphaerellales; Teratosphaeriaceae. Bases 1 to 678 code for a protein of 225 amino acids.